AGUACCCAAAACUCCCUUUUCUUUUGCCUUGGAUCUUCGCCGUUGAACUUGCAACUGCCAAGUGGCACCCAUUUCAUAAAUUAGAAGCUCGUUCCGAGGUUUCAACUGCAGCAGGUACAAUUUCCCCUGAAAUCGGGUUGUCCAAUGGCCUAUUGGAGUUCCUUAUCUCUGCAGGUUGUCUGUCGCCUGUACCUGGGAUCGACUCCGAGCACAGCAGCCGUUGCACUGUGGCCUCUUUUGCUGCAUGCGGAUGCUCCUCCGACCUCUCCCCCGUUGGCGAGUGUAGCAGAGAUUCGACCUCCGACACGCCGCCCCCAAGCACUGGGCGAAUUGGCUUGUCAACCACGUUCUGCACUCCAGAGCCUCGCGUGGAAGGCGUUUGCAAAGCGUGCCAGCCUAGCCGUGCUGCAGCCUGUCGACAACCCAGGCUGUGACGCUAAUCUAGAUAUCAUCUCCCAGCCUCGUGCUCGAGGCAGCUGAAACUAUCCGAAAAGGGACUAGCAAGCCCUAAACCUGCUUUUGAAGCGUUUCUGGGCUUGAUCGAACGAUUGCUGCAU
Messenger RNA from Hyaloscypha bicolor E, 557 nucleotides. RefSeq lists its product as uncharacterized. The transcript has a single exon. NCBI's taxonomy places the organism in Eukaryota, Fungi, Ascomycota, Leotiomycetes, Helotiales, Hyaloscyphaceae. The record is from RefSeq and is a predicted model, not a curated record. Bases 145 to 480 code for a protein of 111 amino acids.